CAACCCUUGAUUCUCCUGAACCCUAUCAGAGCCACCAUCCUUGUCGUGCGUCGUUUCUGCUUCUCCCCUCCUCGCCGUUAAAUUCAAUUGGUCAAAUUCAGUUAUUCUCUGGUUUAGGUUUUCAGUAAUUAAACUUUCCUGGUUUAAAAAACGUACAAUGGCGUCUUCCGAUGAUGAGCCAGAGUCUCAGCCACUAUCUGUCUCGAAUUACCACUUUGAAGAUGACAGGGAUGCCCCUGUAUCGUUUUCUGUGAUGCCAAUUCAAUGGAGUGGGUCGGAGAGUCCUCAAGGCAAGAAAACAGAGUUGUUCCUCCACGGUGUGGCGGAUAAUGGGCUGCAGAAGGUUAUGAUGCCGGUCAUGGCGUGGCGGUUCGAGCUUUCCUCUGUGAAGCCUGAGAUAUCUGUGCUGUCAUCCAAGGAUAGGAGAUGGAUCAAACUUGAGAAGCCAAGAAAGAGCUAUGAGGACAUUGUAAGGAGUAUUUUAGUAACUGUUUACUUCCUGAGUUUUGCAAAGAAGAAUCCUGAUGCAACCGCGAAAUCUGCGUGGGAUAGCUUGAGUAAGAAUAAGGAGUUUAGCUCUUAUGAGGUUAUGCCUUCGGCAAAUGAUUUAGUAAAUCAGAAGGCUUUGAUGAGUGAAGCAGCCAAGAGGGAUGCUUUGUUGGCUAAGUCCAAGCUUUUACCCAUGGCUCUGGAGGGUAACCUGGGGGCUAAGAAACUUUUUGAUGAGGAGCUAAAAGAUUUGGCACGGCCUGGAUUUAUAAUUGAUGAUGAUGUUGAUGAUGACAUGACUGAUGCAAAUGAUGAAGAGUCAGAUGAAGAAGAUGAAUUGUUUGAUUCUCUUUGUUCUAUUUGUGACGAUGGUGGUAAUCUUUUGUGCUGUGAUGGAAAGUGCAUGAGAUCAUUUCAUGCUAAUAAGGAGGAUGGCGUCAACUCUUCUUGUGUCUCUCUUGGUUUUAGCCAAAAGGAAGUUGAAGACAUCCCAAAUUUUUAUUGCAAGAAUUGUGAACAUAAUCAGCAUCAGUGCUUUGCAUGUGGCAAACUAGGCUGUUCCGAUAAAUUCUCUGGUGCUGAGGUCUUCCAAUGUGCCUCUGCAACCUGCGGCUACUUUUAUCAUCCUCAAUGUGUUGUGAAGUUACUUCAUCGAUUUAAUGAGAAUGCUUCAAGGGAACUUGAGACAAAUAUUAGUCGGGGAGAACCUUUUACUUGUCCAUCCCAUUACUGCUAUGUUUGUAAAGAAACAGAGAACAAAAAGGAACAUGAGUUGCAGCUUGCUGUUUGUAGGCGUUGUCCCAAGUCAUAUCAUCGCAAAUGUUUGCCAAGAGCAAUUGCUUUUGAAGACAUAGAAGAUGAGGGUAUAAUAACGAGGGCCUGGGACAAUCUAAUACCCAAUCGUGUUCUUAUAUAUUGCUUAAAACAUGAUAUCGAUAAUGAUCUUGGGACUCCUAUACGAGAUCACAUAACAUUCCCCAAUGAUAAAUCUAAUGUUCAAGAAGCAAGUACAGAGCAGAAGAGAAAACCUGCAACUGAAGAGAGAGUUAUGUUGAACAAGAAUAAUGUUAACCUGGAUAAUUCAGUCAACAAAAGAAGCAUUGCUGAUGUACCUAAACUGUCUACUAAGGUACCUAAACUCGCUGGAAAAAAGUCUUCUGGACCAGUUGGUAUCAAGAAGUUUAAUAAGGUUUCAGGAUCAAAUAUCCAAAGGAAACCAAUAGAUAUUGAAUCAUCUAGAAAACGUUUGUGUGAAAGUAAGAGACCAUUCUCAAAGGAAACUGAAAGGCCUGAUUGUGAGGAAAAUGAGCCCUCAAUUGGUGUGCAAUUAUAUGCAAUCUGGGAGAAGGGUUCUGGACAAACUGGCUUGGGCAAUCAGGUUGAUAACAAAGCCAGUGCCAAAUCUGUUAUACCUACUAGAAAACCAAGCAGCCCAUUAUGUACAUUAGAUGCUGAUUCGAAGAGGAGACUGUUGGAUUUGUUUAAUGAAGCUACGUCAUCAGUUACUCUUAAGGAUGUUGUAAAAGAACGUAAAUUUGCUUACACUCAUUCUCACUCAUUGAAAAAUUUUAUGGAGAAGACUACAGUUGGGAAGUUGGAGCGCUCUGUUGAGGCUGUUCGAACAGCUUUAAAGAUGCUAGAGGAUGGGCGCAGCAUUCGUGAUGCAGAAGCUGUUUGUGGCCCUGAUGUUCUUAACCAGAUAUAUAAGUGGAAGGACAAGCUGAAAGUAUAUCUAGCACCUGUUCUGUGUGGUAACCGCUAUACGUCAUUUGGUCGCCAUUUUACACAAGUGGAAAAGCUAGAAGGGAUUGUUGAUAGACUCCACUGGUAUGUUCAGAAUGGUGAUACGAUUGUGGACUUCUGUUGUGGUGCUAACGACUUUAGCAUACUUAUGAAAAAAAAGCUUGAAGAAACUGGGAAGAGAUGCUCAUAUAAGAACUAUGAUUUACUUCCAACAAAGCACGAUUUUUGUUUUGAGAUGAGAGAUUGGAUGACUGUCCAGCCAAAGGAGUUGCCUACAGGGUCACAGUUGAUCAUGGGUCUUAAUCCGCCCUUUGGGCUAAAAGCAGCUUUGGCUAACAAGUUUAUAGAUAAGGCUCUUGAGUUUAGACCAAAGCUCCUCAUUCUUAUAGUUCCACCGGAAACAGAGAGGCUAGACAAAAAAAGGUCACGUUAUGAUCUUGUCUGGGAGGAUCGAAAUUUUCUAUCAGGAAAGUCAUUUUAUCUACCCGGAUCAAUUAAUACUAGUGACAGACAAAUAGAACAAUGGAAUCUGACAUCUCCCCCACUCUCCCUUUGGAGUCGACCUGACUGGACUGAUAAGCAUAUGGAAGUAGCCCAAAAGCACGGUCAUCUGUUAAGCCUGCAUGAAGUAUCACGGAUGGAAAGUUUUAAUAAUCAAAAUUCACGUGCUGGCCAUUCGAUGGAUGGUAAUUUUGCUGACGACGAUAUGCUGGUUGAUGAUCUGUUGGUGUCAACUGAUGAUCUUGAAGUUCAGGGGCUUAUUAAUGACGAUCAGCAAGAAAUAUCAAUGGAUGGUAAUGUUGAAAGAGAGAAUCAAGAGAGACAUGAAUCUUGGACGGAAAUGACUCCAAAUGAAAAUGUUGGACGUGAGAGUCAAGAGAGACAUGAUUAUUUAAUGCGAAAGACUCCACAUGGAAAUGUUGAACAAGAGAGACAUGAGGAUCAUACUAGAAGGAGUCCGCAUGAAUAUGUUGAACGUGAGAGUCAAGAGCGACAUGAUUACCGGAUGGGAAAGUCUCCUCAUGGAAUUGUUGAACGAGAGAGUCAGGAGAGACAUGAGGAUCAGAUAGGAAAGAGUCCACAUGGAAAUGUUGAACGUGAGAGUCAAGAGCGACAUGAUCACAGGAUGGGAAAGACUCCUCAUGGAAUUGUUGAACGAGAGCGGCAUGAUUACAGGAUGGGAAAGACUCCUCAAGGAAUUGUUGAACUGGAGAGUCAAGAGAGACACGAGGAUCAGAUAGGAAAGAGUCCACAUGGAAAUGUUGAACGAGAGAGUCAAGAGCGACAUGAUUACAGGAUGGGAAAGACUCCUCAUGGAAUUGUUGAACGAGAAAGUCAAGAGCAACAUGAUUACAGGAUGGGAAAGACUAAGACCUCAUGGAACAGGAAACACACUAAGGAAAACAACAGAGGAGGUCCGCAUGCGAGCUCACCUGCCAAAAGUAAUGCCAAAAAUCAAACUAAGGGAUUACCUCACCGUAGUCAAUCUAAUCCGAAAGAUGGGAGAUCCUCAGUUGGGGGUCUUCAGCCAAAGUCUAGUGUGUCAUCUCCUUAUGGUUAUGGUCAUCUGGAACCCAUGCGAUUUGGAGCAGCUAGUGAUUAUAUGGCUUCCACUUUCGAGGAGCACCAUAGCAGCCUUUUGAUAGAUGGCACCAAUACCCUAGGAUAUAACCCCUAUGUUGGGGAGGAUGACAGUUAUCUGAGGCAACAACCUCGCCUUUAUGGGCUUCAGGAUCCAGAUUCUCAUUAUAUGACGAGUAAUUUUUUAUCUGGUCAUGAUUCUGUGUAUGGUCGUAUGGGAUCCAGUUAUGGAGUACUUGGUUCGGGAUCCGAGUCAGCUUACAUGAUGAGCACUCCAGCUAUGCAACGGUACGCUUCGCGCUUGGAUCCUAGGCUGGAUUCUUUUGGAUCUGUACCCCCUAUGGUUGGUAGAAAUGCCGGCUUUGAACACGGUGUUCCCCAACCUGAAUAUGGAAGUGGGAUGCCUAGUGGUAUGCCAGGUCUUGCACCUCAACCUCAGGAUCCCUAUCGCUAUCCCAAUUCGCGCUCGAAUUCAGGAAGUUGGUUCAAUGGGUAAUCAGGAUACUCAUUCACUUCUGCAUAAAGAUGCUAUACGUUGUACAUAACAUAGAUGACAAGAUGGAAUGUUCUGUACAUAUACAGAUUGUUAAUUUCGUUCUCAGAUCUUAGGUUCUCCAGACAAACAAGGUUAUUUUCCUCCAGAAAUGCACUUGUGGUUUUUGGCUA
This is a messenger RNA of Arachis stenosperma, 4479 nucleotides long. RefSeq names its product protein ENHANCED DOWNY MILDEW 2-like. The record is from RefSeq and is a predicted model, not a curated record. NCBI's taxonomy places the organism in Eukaryota, Viridiplantae, Streptophyta, Magnoliopsida, Fabales, Fabaceae. The transcript is spliced from 18 exons. Bases 158 to 4309 code for a protein of 1383 amino acids.